CAUCGCACUCACUCAAUCAUCAUCCUUUAAUCAUCAAAUCGUACCUCUAGCAACUGCAUCAUUCACGAGCUUGCCUCCAGAAGCACGCCCCAGCCCGUCUCAGCACCACCGACUCACCCCGACUCUGCCCCACGCCGCCGCCAAGCCGCGCCCACACCAUCUCCGAGUCACCGCGUCAUCGUUCUCCUCCGCCGGCGUCUGUAACCCACCCCUCUCGCCUCCUCGUCCACCCUUCCCAGCAAGCAGCUGCAGCCAUGGCCCCGAGCGGCAAGCGGCACCCCGACCUACUGUGCUGCAACUUCAACCAGGACUUCUCGUGCAUCGCAGUCGGGCACAAGAAGGGGUACACGAUCCUCAACUGCGACCCAUUCGGCAAGGUCCAUUCCAAGAAUGACCAGGGCGCGACGGGCGUCGUCGAGAUGCUGUUCUGCACGUCGCUGGUAGCGCUUGUCGGCGCGCCCGACCAGCAGGCGAGCAACUCGCCCAAGAAGCUCCAGAUUGUCAACACCAAGCGCCAAUCAACCAUCUGCGAGCUCAUCUUCCCGUCGUCGGUUUUGGCCGUCAAGAUGAACCGCAAGCGGCUGAUUGUGGUGCUCGAGAACGAGAUCUACAUCUACGACAUCUCGACAAUGAAGCUGCUACACACGAUCGAGACGGGGCCGAACCCCAACGCCGUGUGCGCUCUCUCGUCGUCGAGCGAACACUCAUACCUCGCGUAUCCGUCUCCUGCGCCGUCGACGUCGUCCGCCUCGGUGUCAUCUGGCGUGCCGCCAGCUGCUCCGGCGCCGACAACGGGUGACGUGCUCAUCUUUGACACGCUCAACCUGUCCGCUGUCAACGUGAUCCAGGCGCACAAGACGCCAAUUGCCGCGCUGAGCCUCAACUCGACGGGCACGAUGCUGGCCACGGCGAGCGACAAGGGGACUGUCGUGCGUGUCUUCUCGGUGCCCGACGCCAAGAAACUGUGGCAGUUCCGUCGCGGCACGUCGUCGGCACACAUCUUCAGCAUGAACUUCAACCUCGCGUCCACGCUCCUCGCCGUGUCGUCCGACACCUCGACAAUCCACAUCUACAAGCUGACCAACCGGAAGAGCGGGAACGGUGCCAGCGGUGGUGGCGACGAGUCGCCGCCCCCGAGCGCAAGCUCGGGAGGGUUCGACAGCCCGACGCCGUCGGAAACGCCGAGCUCGCCACCCUCCUCGGCCCCGCAUCUGGGAUUACCUUCCACCCAUACCGCCGCGUCGUCUCUCCGUCGCCGCUCAUACCAUUUCGGCAAGAGCCUCCUCGGUGGGGUGGGCACAUACCUCCCCAAAGGCGUCACAGAGAUGUGGGAGCCGCAGCGUGACUUUGCCCACAUCAAGCUGCGUCCCCAGCAGACGGGCGUGCGCACCGUCGUCGCCAUGAGCAGCACCCUGCCCCAGGUCAUGGUGAUCAGCGCCGAUGGCGUGUUCCAGGCGUACAACAUUGAUCUCGAGAACGGCGGCGAGUGUGCCUUGAUGAAGGAGUUCAACCUUCUGAACAACGAGGAUACGCUCGGAUCGGGAACAGGAGAGUAGGCGGCAGGCUAGACCGGUACCAAGUUGUAGAUGCAAUCUAAUCUGAUGA
Vanrija pseudolonga is the source of this 1605-nucleotide messenger RNA. It is a transcript of the gene ATG18, whose product is annotated as Autophagy-related protein 18. Gene Ontology annotation, molecular function: phosphatidylinositol-3,5-bisphosphate binding; phosphatidylinositol-3-phosphate binding; protein binding. Gene Ontology annotation, biological process: protein localization to phagophore assembly site; autophagy of mitochondrion; protein lipidation. The transcript has 5 exons. The record is from RefSeq and is a predicted model, not a curated record. NCBI's taxonomy places the organism in Eukaryota, Fungi, Basidiomycota, Tremellomycetes, Trichosporonales, Trichosporonaceae. Gene Ontology annotation, cellular component: phagophore assembly site membrane; cytosol; fungal-type vacuole membrane. Bases 255 to 1556 code for a protein of 433 amino acids.